CAAUCACCUGAAGAACCAAAGCAGCAACACAAAAGGGCUUACAGCUUCCAUCCCAGAUCUCAUAACAAAUCCACAAAAAGUAAGAAGUAUUCAUGGGGGAAUCAAAGAAGAAAAGUAUAUCAAUCACAACACAAAGAGCUUGGAGUCUUGUAAGAAUGGCUCUUCUAUGGGGAAGGAAAGGUGGCAUCUUCAAGAAAUGACACAUGUUCGAGCUCCGUAACUUGUUCUCCAAGCAUCUCAAAACCCUAGCUCAUCAUUCUAACAGCUUUGAUAACGGCCGUUAUCUCGGUGAGAAACAGCUUUCUUUCGACGAGACCCCGAUCUUUAACGUUAAGAUGCACCGUCCUGCUUCCAUGAGGUUCCUCUUGCCUUGCAUUGCUCCUCCCGUUGACUUUGAUUACGACUUCGAAUUGGACGGUCAAGAUGAUACCGAAUAUGUUAGAUCCUACGGCUACUACAAUGGUUCGUGCAAUGUGAAAUGUGAUCGUGCGUCUGAGGAUGAUCAUGAGGAAGAAGAAGAAGAGAAAGGGGUAGAUGCUCUCGGGCGAAUUCCCGGCUAA
Messenger RNA from Raphanus sativus (radish), 560 nucleotides. RefSeq lists its product as uncharacterized. Lineage: Eukaryota; Viridiplantae; Streptophyta; Magnoliopsida; Brassicales; Brassicaceae. The record is from RefSeq and is a predicted model, not a curated record. The coding region runs from base 204 to 560 and encodes 118 amino acids. The transcript has a single exon.